Heterobasidion irregulare TC 32-1 is the source of this 522-nucleotide messenger RNA. RefSeq lists its product as uncharacterized. The record is from RefSeq and is a predicted model, not a curated record. Gene Ontology annotation, molecular function: protein binding. The transcript has a single exon. NCBI's taxonomy places the organism in Eukaryota, Fungi, Basidiomycota, Agaricomycetes, Russulales, Bondarzewiaceae. The annotation marks the transcript as partial.
CUCCAGGCGGCAUCUGUCGGUGGCCAUGAAUCCGUCGUGCGGCUGCUGCUGAACAAAGGUGCCAAUAUCAAUGUGGAUGGGGGCAUGUUUGGAAGCGCACUGCAGGCGGCAUCUGUCAACGGGCACGAAACUGUCGUGCAGCUGCUGCUGGACCGAGGGGCUGAGGUCGAGGUGGGAGGAGGAGUGUUCGGGAGUGCACUGCGGGCGGCGUCUGUCUGUGGUCACGAGUCCGUCGUGGGGCUGCUGCUAGACCGAGGCGCCAAACUCAACAAACAGGGCGGGAAGUAUGGGAGCACGCUCCAGGCGGCAUGUAAAGGUGGCGAUGAGUCCGUUGUGCGGUUGUUACUGGACCGAGGUGCUGAGGUCAAUGCACAAGGUGGACAGUAUGGGAGCGCGCUCCAGGUGGCGUCCUUGAACAGUCACCAAAUGAUCGUGCAGCUGCUGCUAGACCGAGGCGCCGAGGUCAAUGCGGAGGGGGGAGAACAUGGGAGUGCACUUCAAGCGGCGUCUUUUGCUGGUCAC